GACGUUGAUUGUUUUAACCGUGACACCGAAUAAAUGCGUUCCAGUUCACUUGCAUCUUCUUAAUAAACCAGAUCCUUAAUUUUGACACCUAUCCACGAAAAAAUCAUGUCUUCAACCGACACAAUCCUCCUCCUAGGCGGCACUGGCAAAGUAGGCAGCCGCAUCGCGCCCCUCCUCAAAGCCGCCAACGUUCCCGCUCUCAUCGCCUCGCGCUCCGGAAAAUCGCUUGCAGGACUCCCAGGCAUCAAAUUCGACUGGGAAAACGAAUCAACAUGGGAGGCCACCUUCGCGAACUCCGCAACUCCCAUCAAGGCCGUAUUUCUCGUCUCACCGUUAAGUUCUCACCCAGAAACCAUCAUGAACAAAUUCGUCGACUUCGCCGUCGCGAAGGGUGCCAAGCGCUUCGUUCUUCUCGGCGCUAGCUCGAUAGAAGAGGGAGGUCCGUGGAUGGGUCUCACGCACAAGUAUCUGCGUGAGCAGGGCGACCAAGGGAAGCUUGAGUGGGCUGUAUUGAGACCGACAUGGUUCCAACAAAACUUCUCGGAAGGCGGCCACGUCUUCGCAUUGAAGUCGGAGAGCAAGCUAUACUCCGCCAGCGGAAGCGGCAAAAUCCCGUUCAUCAACGCGGAGGACAUCGCCGCCGUGGGCUUCCACGCCCUGACGUCGCCUCAGCCGCCCAACACUGAUUACAUCAUUUUAGGCUCGGAACUGCUCUCGUAUUCCGAUCUCGCAGCAAUCUUCUCCGCCGUGCUAAACCGGCCAGUCGAGUACGUCGAGCUGAGCGAGGCAGAACUAGCAGCGCGGUGGUCGCCGUUCAUGGAGCCAGAGUAUGCCCGUACCCUGGCUGCCAUGGACACGGAUAUCAAGAACGGCGCCGAGAACCGGACCAACGACGUCGUGCGGACCGUCACCGGGAAGGAGCCGCGGAAGUUUAGGGACUUCGUUGAGGAGAACAAGGCUGUUUGGCUUUGAAUUACUUAGUCUGAGUUAAAUUGAGUAGGAUCGCGUGUUACGCAUUGGUUUUUGGUUUGUGGAGUGGGAUCAAUUGGGUAGGUGGUUUCGGAAGGAUUUGUGGGAGAGAUGGAAUUGGAGGGAAGAGGUCGAAUGUAGUACUGUUGGUUAGUGGCGUCUGUUAGCAAUAGAUAGUCUCUCACUGGUAACCGCGUCUACCGUAGAACCUUUCCAACACGCGACACCACUUGAUGUAAAUGCCAGACAUAUUCCAAUGCGGCCCUACUGAUAUUAGCGUAGCAAGCGUAGGUAAUGUUGAUUUCUGUUACCGAUGAAAUCUCGCAUACCUCGUAUGUAUCGCUACGUUCAUUUCCACUGUCACAUUAGCAAGAUAUAACCCAGUCUUCAUAGAUACUAGACAUCCUUCAUUCAAUGUCCAUGCUCAUUUCGU
Molecule: messenger RNA, 1402 nt
Organism: Annulohypoxylon maeteangense
Lineage: Eukaryota; Fungi; Ascomycota; Sordariomycetes; Xylariales; Hypoxylaceae
Product: putative ergot alkaloid A
Exons: 3
Coding region: 106-972 (288 amino acids)
Source: RefSeq, a predicted model, not a curated record